Molecule: messenger RNA, 1227 nt
Organism: Adineta ricciae
Lineage: Eukaryota; Metazoa; Rotifera; Eurotatoria; Adinetida; Adinetidae
Source: the annotation of a GenBank genome assembly
AUGUUGAAGUCCACUACUCCAAUAUACUAUCAACAAUUGGAAUCGGUUUCAAUAGAAGAAUGUCAAUUGACGAUAGAUGAAUUACUAUUGGUAACCUCUUUAACACCAUCAUUAAUUCAUCUCAAAAUAGUCUCAGAUAUUUCUGAUAUCCAUGCAUUUACUUUGGUUACUAAUGCCUCUCACUGGGAAAUGUUUAUUCAGAGGCAAUUACCACGACUUCGUAAAUUUGAAUUUCUCUUUUCAUUCAAACAUAACUCAGAGAACGAGAUCGUUAACCUUGACUCGUUUGUUACUCCAUUUCGUACGCCAUACUGGCUGAAUGAAAAACAUUGGUUCAUCGCUAGUGCAUAUGUCAUGACAGGCCCAGAGGUUUGGUUGUACACACUACCUCUAUGUGCACAUGGUCGUGGGGCCGCACCUAUGUAUGAAAUUCCAUCGGUAGAUAGCGACGGUCAUCUAAUCGCAAAUUGUAAAUAUGUUUAUUCACAUGUUUCACCAGAAAAUAAUACAGAUAUGCCUUUUAAUCUGCGUCUACACUGCGUGGGAAAUGAAGGAGCAAAGUAUAUUGCUCGUGCACUACGAUCGGACGAAGCAAUUAUAGAGUUGAAUCUGAGCGAAUAUUAUAUUGGAUCUGAUGGAAUUCAAUAUCUAAGCGAUGCAUUACGCAAAAACACAGCAAUCACAACACUCAAUCUGAAAGGAAUGCAAUUAAGAAAUGAAGGAGCAAAGCAUAUUGCUCAUACACUGCAAUUAAACCAAACAAUCGCACAACUAGAUCUUGGAGGAUGCCUUAUUGGAUCUGAAGGAGUCCAAUGUCUAAGUGAUGUUUUACGCGAAAAUACAACGCUUAAAACACUACGUCUUGACGCAAAUUCAAUCUGUAAUGAUACAGUAUUGUUUUUAAUCGAAGCAUUGCGUCGCAACAAAACACUCGUGACGCUCAGCCUAGGCUGGAAUCGAAUUGAAGACAAUGGUUUACGGUACAUUACUGAUUUGCUUAAGGAGAACAAGACACUCGAAGUACUUGAUCUCCGACGGAAUUAUAUCGGAUAUAAAAGUAUACCUUAUCUAACAGCUGCUCUAGAACGAAAUACAACCCUUGCUACACUUGUACUUUGGGGCAAUAGAAUUUUCGAUGGCAUUAAUGAUGGUUUGGUUUCCACUGCUUCAGUGAUAUCUUGGUUUUACCGUGAUUUUACACACAACGCAGUUUCAGAUUUCGAUUGA